Rattus rattus (black rat) is the source of this 4898-nucleotide messenger RNA. It is a transcript of the gene Eif5a2, whose product is annotated as eukaryotic translation initiation factor 5A2. The transcript is spliced from 5 exons. Gene Ontology annotation, biological process: positive regulation of translational termination; positive regulation of translational elongation. The record is from RefSeq and is a predicted model, not a curated record. Gene Ontology annotation, molecular function: translation elongation factor activity; ribosome binding; RNA binding. Bases 140 to 601 code for a protein of 153 amino acids. NCBI's taxonomy places the organism in Eukaryota, Metazoa, Chordata, Mammalia, Rodentia, Muridae.
GUGGCGGCCCCGCCCCGUCUCCUGGACCAGCCGCGGCCGCCAGCGCCGCCGCAGCCGCAGGGACCGGGCGGACGCAGCAAAGGCGUGCGGUGCGGGCCGGAAGUUCCCUCAGAAAAACCACACAUCUCCCCAGCCCACCAUGGCAGACGAAAUCGAUUUCACUACUGGAGAUGCAGGGGCUUCCAGCACUUAUCCUAUGCAGUGCUCAGCCCUGCGCAAAAACGGCUUCGUGGUGCUCAAAGGGCGUCCAUGCAAAAUCGUGGAGAUGUCAACUUCCAAGACUGGGAAGCAUGGUCAUGCCAAGGUACACCUUGUUGGAAUUGACAUUUUCACUGGCAAAAAAUAUGAAGAUAUUUGUCCUUCCACUCACAACAUGGAUGUUCCAAAUAUUAAGAGAAAUGAUUAUCAACUCAUAUGCAUUCAGGAUGGUUACCUUUCCCUGCUGACAGAAACUGGCGAAGUCCGUGAGGAUCUCAAGCUGCCAGAAGGUGAACUGGGCAAAGAAAUCGAAGGGAAGUACAAUGCAGGUGAAGAUGUGCAGGUGUCCGUCAUGUGCGCCAUGAGUGAAGAAUACGCUGUAGCCAUAAAGCCCUGCAAAUAGGCAGGGCCCUGAGCACAAGCAGGUCCACUGGGUCUGGAUCUAGUUGUCCCAAAGCUAUGGCCUUCAUAAGCAACCUCAUGUUUGUUUUUGUUAUGUUUUUAUUGUUUUAAAAAUGUGCUGGCUUAGGUUUGCAGGCAGUUAGUAAGUUUAAAUGAAUAUACCAAGAUGUAUAAUUUUAUAAGUAUCUUUCCUAUAACACUCCUGUGGUUUUCAUCAUGUGACCAUAAGACACAAAUACAACAGCUUCAGUAAUGUCACUUGUCUGAGCAAAUCACUCCUGAACUUAAGUGGUUAACAAACCAGGGUUUAAAGUCAGCAAUGUAGCAGCUAGUGGAAUGGAAGUGCCAUGCUUUUCAGCCAAAUUGCUUUGUGCUGAUUUCAGACUUAAUAUCCAGAGUCAUAGAUUAUAAAAUGGUCUGUGUGACAAACACACAUCUUGAAACAACUCUUUUUAUCAUUCUCUUGGUGGCCAGGUGUCCCAUGUAUUCCCUUCAUCAUGUUUUUCUGUGCCAGGUUGGUGAUGACAGACAUACAGGGAACAUGGAGGGAACAGAACUGCUGAGUAAGUCUGAGCAAGUUCACCCAGUGGAGAAGAAGACCAGGGUAGAGGCAAAGCAGGGGUUAACGCUGUAGCUUUUAUUGAAGACCUUUUAAUCAGCACAGAAAGUGAAGGAGCUCUGGUUGUAUUUUUGCUUUUGGCUAUGUCCCAGCCUCUGCCUCAGCACAGCAGUGACCUUUGCAGAGACACUCACUACUUCCAGCCAUAAUGCUUAAGUGGUCAUGGUGUUGGUAACCCAGCCCUUCCAGCAAUUUUUUAAGUAAUUUGUUUUUAACAUUAGACUGAAAUUAGGAAUUUUUAAGUUGAUUUGGAAUUCCUGACUUUGAUUUGUUAAAUAUGUGCACACUUCUCUAAAGUGAUAGGUGUGAACCAUGGAAGAAAGAUUACCUUAUGUGAAAACUAGCUUAAGUGUGUGCAUACCUUAUAUCUCUUGGGACUUGGUUCUUUACUGAUGUGAAAUAUAAGUAGGAAAGGGUUCUGUGACCUGGAUUGUUUUGCUGCGUCGUAGGUAAUGCCCCUCCAUUCUGUUUAGACUUUUGGAUCGUGUGUAAAUUGUGUCUAAAAUUGUAGACAUAGUUGUAGGCUUGUGAGGAACAGACAAAAUCACAAUCAUGGCAUUGGAGCACAACUUAGAGCAAAAUUCCUCUGAACAACACCUCAAUUCUCUGAGGCUGGCUCUCCUCUCAGGUCCCUUUCUCGUGUCUGGACUCUUUGUUCCCAUCUAGAAAAAAUGUGUGACAAGGUAACUCAUCUAAUGAGCAACUUGAAAUAGCAUUACAAAUGGAAGAUCCCAAGAUUUUAGUUGCUUAAUUUGUAUGCAGUUUUAAAUCUUGUCUUGGCCUCCACAAACCAAUCCAGAGAAGCAGCAAGAUACAGUACGAGACGUGCCAGGAAGAGGUGUCUAAAGCACAAGAACAUUGAAGUUGUCGCCAGUUGACUUUAGUGUGACCCUUUAGCUUUUGCACGUGCAAAGCACAAUUAGGAAUUAGGCUGAAUUCUUCCCAGGUAUCUGCUCUGUGCUGCUUUAGAUUUCUGCUGUUAGGAUGUGUUCCUGGCAGUGCCGCUUGACGGGGUACGUAGGAAUUGCAGGAAGUUAUUUCUCUCUGCUCUUCUCUGGUCAUUGGCUGGCUAGUAAGUAGCCACACUGGUGUUUUGAUUUCAUAUUCUUCAGGAGUAGCAUGCCCUUUUCCUUCCUAACUUAUCAAACUCCACAUGCACCUCUAUUUUUCAUUGUAGUGUACAUAUAAAUUAGAGCAAUGUACCUCUAGCUCCAUACCUUGAAUGGCAAAAGCUACUUAGGCCUAAGUAUUUCAUUUUAAAUACUAUAUAAGUGUAUAUACUCCAACAUGUAACUAUAGAUUUUAAAGAUACAGGACUGUUUAUUUUCACAUAAGUCAGUAGAUGUUUCUCUUAAAGCAUAAUAUUUCAUUUAGUAAAGCUUUAUAAAUUAUAUUAAAGGGAAGCAGGAAACAUGUAUUUUUUAACAGAAAUUGCUUCUUUUGACAUCAGAGAAAUGCUAAGAGUUGAUUACAAGUAUUUGUUGUACUCGUAGCAGAUCUCCAGUUUCCCAGGCACCAUGUUGAGAACGGAGUUCAUUCAGACGUCACCACAUGUCUGUGUCUGUACAUGUGUGUUUCUUUCUUUGCCAUGUAGACAGUAUUAACAGGUUGAGCAUUUUUGUUCUAGAAUAACAGCUUAAUUUCCACCAUGAAGACUUUGCCACACUGGUACAAUUGUGUGCCCUCUGACAUAGGUCAGACCUUUUUGGCUUUGACUUGGUCUUUGCAUCCUUCAUGCCUCCUGGGGGCUGUCAGUCACUUGAAGUGGUUACCAAGCUCUUGACUCUGUUCCCCUUCAUAGUACAGAUUUCUAUGCCAGUGCUUGAUAUCAGUGACCAAAACUCUCGCAGCCAGACGUGAUAUCUUUAAGAACACGCUGCAUGCGAUGUUUAGAAAAUCUGGGGAUACAUGCUUUUCACUAGUGCACAGUGUGAGUGUGUGUAUAAAUACACAUAGCUUUGUUCAUUUCUCAAAGUCCUUCCAACUAUUAAAUGUACUGUAGUCUGGUAGUGCCUCAAAUGUUGGUUUGAUUUUUGUGUUUUUUUAAUUUAUAAGUUUUCCAGAAUUUGUUUUUGACUUUUAAGGCUACUCGACUAGAUUGUUUCUAGUUGAGCUGGAAUUCAAAUGCAUUGUUCUCAGGGCUGUUUGUGCUAGGAGCUGAAGUGUCAUUAUUUAAAGAUAGCUGCCUACAAAUAUAUUGCAAGUUUUUCCCACGUCAUGAUACUGUAAUACAUACAAAUAAAAAUUCUUAGUAAAACAUUUAAGCUGUCUGGUAAGCAUUUUUUUAAAAUGGGAGCAUUAGUAGCAGCUGUACUGGAAUCUUGCUGUAGCUUACUCUAGAGUAAAAUCCCAGGGGUCUUUCCACUGGAGCCCUGUCCUUAGUGAUAUAUCUGAGAGCAUGUUUCUGGCAUGGACGCCAAAGAGUGUUUUGGAGCUAGACAUUGAAUCUGUGUUCUCAGACACAUUCAAGAGCAGACAGGAAAUUCCGUACUGUUUUGGGUAUCUGAAAAUGUUUACAUGCUGAAUCCACACUUGCUAUGAGAAAAUAUGGAUGUCUAGUAUAAGAUCAAAGCUAUCAAGGCAUAUUUCCACAGACAGUAUACUAUACUGACAUGAACUUUUAAAUCUUCUAAUAUUUAAGUAGAAUAUAUCAUAGUUCUUAAGCCUUUUUUCUGUUAACAUUUCGAUGAAUAAGAGGCAACAAAGACUUUUUUUAAAUCUAUGGUAGACAAAUCUUAAAAUUGAAUCUAUUAACUUAAAUCUGUGAAAUGCAUUCUCUGAAUUGGACAAACAACAUUAUUAUUUGAUUGUAGAGGGAACAUUGGGUCUUAGCUUAUGGAGCACAGAUGUUCUGUGGAAACAGGGUUUGAAGUCACUAUGUAAUUUAAUUUUUCCAUUAACCCAAACACUGACUUAACUACCAAGUGAGAUCACACACCUGAAAGGAGCUGUAGAUAUCUAAUAAAUAUGUUUUCUUCAUGUGGAGGACGCAUUGUAGGGCAGUGUGCAAAAGGCCAUCACCUGCUAUAAACAUAAUCAUUGCCAAACUUUUCCAUCACUGCUCUUGACACUUAAACCAGGCCUGGGCCUAUCUACAGUAACAAGGGAGAUUCUUUUCUGUAGAUGAAGUUUUUAGAAACCAUUUCCAGAUGCUGGCGGGAUUUGGUCAUCUUAGUUUGAAACUGUACUUUUAAAAACACUGGAUACUGAACUAUUAAGCAAUGUCUAAAGAGCCUGUGAGAGAUUGUGGCUGUGCUCUCUUAAGCUGAUUCUUUAUUGUGGUUAUUCUACUACAAGUAAGCAGUCAUCGUUACUACAAGGACUGCUCACAUUACUAUCUCUAACCACGAUAAACAAAUGACUGUUUCCCUAUUCUCAUCUACUCUUCCCCCUCCCUAGAAGAAAACAGAUCAAAGGACAUUGUCUAAUCCAUUGGCACUUUGUUAGGAUUAUUUUUUGUCUUAAAUAUAGGAUACUUAUUGAAUUUACUUGCAAAUGUUUUGUUAAAACUUUAAAAUUAUAAUAAGUUCUGAAUAUUAUAAUUGUACGUUUUACAUUUCAAAAGUAAGUAACUUUGAAUGUUAAAUCUCCAGCUAUACUAAUUUGUUACCUUAAAAUAUAUGUCUGUUAACUUCAUGUUAUAUUAAAUGAAAAUAAACUUAACAGUACACAAUUCUUA